Gamsiella multidivaricata is the source of this 1619-nucleotide messenger RNA. Its product is annotated as signal peptide peptidase-domain-containing protein. Bases 215 to 1519 code for a protein of 434 amino acids. Lineage: Eukaryota; Fungi; Mortierellomycota; Mortierellomycetes; Mortierellales; Mortierellaceae. Gene Ontology annotation, molecular function: aspartic endopeptidase activity, intramembrane cleaving. Gene Ontology annotation, biological process: membrane protein proteolysis. The record is from RefSeq and is a predicted model, not a curated record. The transcript has 3 exons. Gene Ontology annotation, cellular component: membrane; cytoplasmic side of endoplasmic reticulum membrane; lumenal side of endoplasmic reticulum membrane.
AAUCCAUGUCGAGGUGGCACCAGGGCAUGUCAUUUGUGCGUAUUUUGGGAGUGGAUAUUGACUUCAUAGACUUGGUUGUGUCACACCCAGGGGAAUAAAGUAAAAGAGGUUCUAAUUCUCGACGGGUUUUGCUCUCAUCAUUCAACAUCUCGACUUUUGCAGAGGCAGGAACCGACACACGGCAUCAGCUCCAGCAACCAACACUCGACACAGGAUGGCAUCAAGACACGUUGCGGCACCAGCCGUGGUGGAGCAGGGUCUCUAUAUUGCCUAUGCGGCGUUAGCAACGAUGGCGAUCGUGCCCAUCUACUUUGGAUCGUUUGCAUCUCUAAAGAAGUGGAAGAACCCCAAAGAGAAGAUAAAGACGAUAAAGAGGCAGAUCGGUGAAUCGGACGAGUCAGACGCGGAUAUGCCCUCAGAACCGGUUUCGCAACAGGAUGCAUAUACGUUCCUAGUGUUUGGAUCCGCAGCCUUUUAUGGACUAUACCUUGCGUACACACAGCUGGAGAAGUCGUAUGUCAAUUACGUGUUGACCGCCUACUUUGGAGUCAUGGGUGCCCUGGCAAUGGCACACGUCGGUGUGAACACCCUCAGUGCCGUCAUCAAGUUGCUUGGAUUGAAGGUCGAGACUUGGCACGUUAACUUCGCCAAGAAAUCUAGUGAGUUUUAUUCAGCAAAGUUCACAAUCGUUCACCUGUUUAUGUUGGUGGUUUCGGUGCUGCUGUCGGGUUACUAUGUUGCAACCAAGAGCUGGAUCGCAUCCAACAUUUUCGCCAUCAGUUUUGCGCUGAACGCCAUCCAACUGCUCUCGCUGGACUCGUUCAAGGCCGGUCUGGUUUUGCUGAUUGGACUGACCGCUCACGACCUCGUAUGGGUCCGUAGCACUGAAGUCAUGGCCACUGUCGCCAAGAAUUUUGAUGGGCCCCUCAAGGUGAUCUUUCCUCGACUCCUUCUCGGACUACCUGCUGGUCAGGCUUACAAGUUUGCGACGUUGAGUCUUGGUGAUAUCGUCAUUCCAGGAUUGUUUGCGGCUCUUUGCCUCCGAUUCGAUCAACACAGGGCUGGCACCAGAAACCCUGAGCUGGGAAGAUCGACACAAUUCCGCAAGCCGUACUUUACCGCCUGCUUUGUAGCCUACAUUUUGGGUUUGAGCAUCGCAUUUUAUAUGGCACACGUGUUCAAGUUUAUGCAGCCCGCCCUCCUGUAUGUCUCUCCUACCUGCAUUCUUAGCAUGUUCAUGACAGCUGCUGUGCGGGGUGAGAUGAAGCAAGUGUUUGCUUACCUUUCCGAGGAGGGAUUAGAGGCCGCAAGGAUCAAGAAGGAGGCACGGGAGAAAAAAAGCAGACUGCAGGCGCAAGCACGGGCAAGGGCACAGGCCUCACGCUACCCUCCUAGGGUCAAUAGGCUGCCGAAUGUGAUCAAGGAAGAGUCGUUCGUCUCUACAGCACGAUCGUAUCCCGAGCCGGCAUCGUCCCCGUCUGCAGGCGAGAACAAGGACAACAAGGACAUGAAGGAGUAGCGAGGAAUUAGAUGGACAUGGGUCUAUACAAAGUAAAGAUAUCGUCUGCGUGCGUGCUUUUGUGCAUUUCCAGCCUAAUUUGACUAAGAGGAAGUCGAUU